GCUAUAACAAGGAUCUCUUGGUCGCCCUUGCUAUGAAGAGGUUCCCGAACAUUUGGAAUAACGAUGCGUUCACAAUUAGGGACAUGUUUGGCACUGACUUGGACGUGGCCCAACUGAAGAUAAUAUCGGAUGCCCUCUACACAAAGGACCCGAAGAAGACAGUGACGCUCAUUCGGGAGGGAGUCUUCGCGGUGGAUCGGGACCCCAGGAACGAUCGUGGUGACGAGGGCUCCAUCGACGAUAGGGCAGCGUCUGUGUGGAAGCACGGCAUCAUGGAGGUUCGGGCGCCGCCUACUCUCAUUGAGCCGCCAGAAGGAGAUGACACCGCAGUGGGGGAGCGCUUCAUGGCGCUGGACUGGGCCACCCUCAUUGAAGGGGCUAAGCAAUGCUAUGCCCGCCCUGACUUCAACACGAACAAGAUGUUGGUGGAGUCGCUCUCUAAGCCCAUAAUGGGCUGCAGGCUUCUCUUCAAGGUAUGCAGGUCCACUCGCGAUGUCGUGGCGCGCUACAAGGUGGAGAACCCUGGUGCGACUGUUGCUUCUGUGGGUGGCCAGAACAAGUACAACGUCGCUAGAUUUAAGGUUGCCGAGAAGAUCCACCCUGGUCGCUGGCCGAACCCCACGGCGCUGACCACUAUGAUCAGUUUCUUCGACGAGUCCAAGAAAUACACGGUCGACGCGGCCGCGAAGGUCAGCGUGUGGGAUGACUUCGUAUCUUUCUCCCAGAAGCGCGUCGAAUUCAAGCACCCUUUUGCCCAGCAGCAUUCCGAAGUGUUCGGCGUAGUGAAGCUAGUUUUCUCGAGGCUCAAGCAUGACCACCCCGACAUGAUCACGAGCGUGCUGGCAUUCGGUGCUGUCCAGCAGCAGCAAGCAGUUCCCGACAUGGGCGCGCCCAGCUUCCAGUUCGACGCCGACGAGGCCGACUGCGACGCGCUUGACCAUUGGAAGCACACCGUUGACAGAUUGGUGAGUAUCGACAGCCGCCAGGAGGACGGCAUCCGCAGCAUGAUGUCCAUCGGCCUUUACAUGAUCAUGGCCAACACGACGUCAGUCGAGCUCCUAGUUGAUGGAAAGGUCAAGAAGGUUAAAGGUUGGACUGAGCUUGUUCGAUUGGCCAAACUCCACGUAUACAAGAUGGCCAAGUUGGCACCUCGCGUGUCAGACCCAGACUUGGUCGAUGGCGGCGACGCGGUGGACGGCAACACGGCGAUCGCCGACCGCGGGUGGGACAUGGACCGCGCGUCUGAGUUCUUCGAGGCGGAGCCGGGCACUGCGUCCAAGAUCGUUGAGUUCUUCGCGGCGAACAUGGACGCGGCUACAGGAACUGCUGGCGACCUGCCCACAAAUCAGAAGGAGGCAACUGUGUAUUUCAUGACGGCCUCGGCCAAGUGUAUCGAGGACGUUGUCCCUGAUGCGUGGAUUCGCGUGGCCGUCGUUUUCGGAGAGAUCAAGACCGCCCUUGGAAGCAAGCUGGUCAUCCCGAGGAACAGCCCCUGGGAAAAAAUGUCCGAUGGAACUGAAGUCGCGUUGAAGUGCGUGAAGUUCGGCUCCCUCAUGCACGUGGCGACGUGCAUCGGGCACCAGUCGUGCAUAAUCUCGCCGCCGAGCCCGAAGGUGACCCUCGAGCUGUUCGCCGACGGCCGCUCUUUCGUUGACAUCGCAAAAAUGUUCGGGCAAGUCGUCCAUUCGCUGUGCGACCACAUCCAGCUUCACGACGCCAACGGCUACGAGGCCUCGAAGGCGGAGCUCUUGAAGUCAUUGCACUCCGCGUCCCGAGAUGAGGCCAUCGCCAUCGUGAAGGCGACGCGCGGCUUGGACAACAUUGACCUCCCUGCCAACUUCAUCACGUUCAGGAACGACUUCGUUCGCAAGGCCGAACAGCUUUACGAUGCCAGCCACCAGGAGAUCAUCUUGACUAGGGCACUGCUUGGACCUGAGUGCGGCGCUGUUGUGUUGGAGAAGUUGGCGGGCCACGUCGAGACGGAGAGGCAGCGGGCGGCGGCGGUUGCUGUCAAGGGCCCCGCCCAUGCAGCCAGCGCAGCUGGCGGCGAUGGCAAAUGUCUGCCAGGAACACCCCCUCUUACGCUCAAAGCUUCGAUGCUGAAAGCGAUCGAUACGGAACUCAAGGACGCCGACGUUGCCAAGAACAUCGUGUGCGCGCACGCUCGGGAGAUCAUGGGGAAGCUGCAGGUCGCCAUCAAUGAGAACAUGACGAGCAUCCCUUACAAGGACGACAUGUACGACAAUAUCAGCAUCACCGUGGAGGAGAAGUCGACGAAGGGCGGUGCCAUGGCAAGUGUCGCUUUCGAGAGCGCGCCACCUCAGAAGUCCAACUCGGAGGUGAUGUAUUACUGGGGCAGGGUGGUGGACGACAGGGAUGUGAAGAAUCUGAAGAAAGAGCUCGCGAUGCCCCUCGGCAACGGGAUCGUCGGCUCAAAGGGCACGCGCGGCCCCGAGCUCUACCUCGACGGCACGAAGUUCAUGAACCACUUGAGGUCCGAUUUCUGCUGCCCCUGGCUCAUCGUUCCGACGGCACCUCCAAAGAACGUCACUCCGACCGCAAAAGACACGGACGACACCCUUGAGCGGAAGAGGGCAGCCGCUGCCGCGGCUGUGCCGUUGCCGACUCACGAGGUCAACUACAAGGAGAUCCAGAUCACUGCCAAGGACCAUGCUGGCAUCCAGCGCACGUACCACUACACCAUUCCCUUCCUGAAGACGCUGGAAGACGUCACGCCCCUGAUGAAAUGCACCCGCAAGCGCAUGGCCGACUGGGACGACUCGAAGUUCUCCAAGGCUCCGCGGAAGGAUCCGCAG
Molecule: messenger RNA, 2816 nt
Organism: Prorocentrum cordatum
Lineage: Eukaryota; Dinophyceae; Prorocentrales; Prorocentraceae
Source: the annotation of a GenBank genome assembly